CGCCAUGACUUCAUUUGUGGGUGUGGUCUGCUAUUUUUCUUUGCUUUCGCUUUACGUUCGUGCGUUGCGCAGUUUUUGCAAAAGGACAGAAUCAGGAAUUACUUAUAUGGUAUUGCUGGUUUCGUUUUACGUUGGGGAGUAUUUGGUAAAUCCCCUUCCUCGCGUUUUUAGGCGGUGCGUCAUUCUAUAGUUUUCCUUCUUCUGCUUUGCUACGUGUUUGUUGCAGGACUCUUUUCGGCUUUGACUAUAAUUCUUUAUUAAGGGCUCAUCUCCUCUUAAAGUUUUACCAAAGUCCACAUGGCUGUUCCGGAUCAAUUUCAGCUACUUGCUAUAAAUGAAAUCGCGGAAGCUCUCAGCAGCAAUGAACGCAGUAGGCUCUUCUAUUUAUGUGAAAGCUUGGACACGGACCACAGUGUGGCUUGUAUGAAGGAGAUGCUCAGAUCAAAAGUGACGCAGCAUCAAAACGCUCACCUGUUUCUGGCAGAGCUCAUGUGGCGUUUGGGGCGUUUGGAUAUCCUAAGGAAGGUGUGUAAAGUCAACAGGGAUGACUUGGAGAGGACCAGACAAAUGGUCCCACGUUUCAGAGUAUUGAUGACAGAACUAAGUGAGGAGCUGGACACUGGAGAUUUGGACAGUAUUAAAUUCCUGUUAAGCUGCAAAUUAUCUCGUGAAAAGCUUGAGAAGACAAAGAGUUUUCUGGAUAUCAUUGUUGAACUUGAAAAGCUGGAUUCAGUCUCACCAGAAAGACUUGACUUCGUAGAGGACUGCUUGAUAAACAUUGGCAGGAUCGAUCUAGUCAAAAAACUGACCACUUACAAGAAUUCAGCUGGGGCACCUGAACAGCAGCGAAAUUUGUCUCUGCAGCAACCCUGUAGAAUUUCUCAUGUUACACAAGAGCGCCGCAUUGUAGGAGUGAGCCCACGAUCAGGUGCCUGCCUAGAGCCGAGCUCUGAGAGUCAGCCAGAUUGCUAUAAAUUUAAGACUAAUCCCAGAGGACACUGUGUGAUCAUAGACUGCGUGGGUAAUGAUGGAGAAAAAUUGGAACAAACAUUUAAGGCGCUUCGCUUCAGCGUGAAUCUCCACCAGUAUCUGAGUUCUGAUGAGGUGUUUUCAGCUCUCGAAAAUAUUCUCGAUAAGAUGGAGAAACUCAGAAAUGAUAGCUUUGUGUGCUGCAUCAUUAGCCGUGGCACAGAAAGUCAACUUUUGGGCACAGAUUCGACUGGCAAUGGAUUUUCUAUCAACGAGGUCAGGCGUCUUUUCAAUGCUAACAGAUGCCCGUUGUUGGCGGGCAAGCCCAAACUUUUCUUCAUCCAGAGAUACAACAUACCUAAGUUGUCCCUGCGCCCCAGGAUGAACCCGGACGAUGGGCACCUCGAGACAGAUGGCUGUGAUGGGGCUGUCACAGCAGCUAUUCCUAUGGAUGCAGAUGUGUUCUGGAGUCACUGCUGGACAGAUGAGUGUCAGCUGGAAGAAGAGGAACAUAGCUCUGUGUAUGUGAAGGCUCUGACAAAUGCUUUAAACAAAGCCCAAAACAGGAAAAUUAAGAUUGAUGAUAUUCAAAUGGAGGUGAACAACGUCGUCUUUGAACACAGCAGAAGUAAUCCUCAAGCCAGCUACCACCUUGAUGUAAAACACACCCUGAGGAGAGAUCUGUACUUACAAUAAAGAAUUUAUUUACUUUUUAUUUGCUAAACACCGUGAAGUAUCUGGCACCAGUACUGGUGUUACAGAUAGGCCUUAGAGUCACUGUGCCCUGAAUUGUGCUGAUACCCUUAUGUAACUAGAUGUUAAAUUCAGUUAGUGUGGGGACGAAAAAGUUAAACAGCCACACUGAUAAUUAGUUAAGGCAGCUCGAACUCAAGUUAAUUAUUUGCUUAGCAGUAACUUAGUGCUUUUGCAGCACUGAGGAGGCCACUGACUUUGGAGCGGAGGCACCUGUUCAGGUCCUGUUUCCUUGUGAUAAAAAAAUAGGACAUUCAUCAGCUUGCGCAGCUUAACUAUACUUGUGGACUUCUUAAUCUUUGAAUGCAGGUGUCUCCAUCCCAAUGCCCCGGGUCUCCAUAAUCAUGCACCUAGCCGUGAAGUCUGCCUGUACAAACAUUUGUGGAAAAAAUGGGCCAUUCUAAAGAGCUCAGUGGUACGAUUGGAAAUGAAAUUUUUAGGGACCAAAGCAGCUAAGCCAUGCAGCGGCUGAUCGGCUAAAGUCGUAGAGUGCAGUCGGGCUGAGGUAUAUAGUGCGUUAGAGUCACUACCACACUGCUGACUCAUUAACUGCAGAGCUCAUCGGGGAUUAACGUCACAAACAUAGCAGACAUAGUUUGCUUUGAGAACACAAUCAAUUACACAUAAAUGACAGCAUGAAGGCUUCUCUGUCAUUUUAUUUUUGUUUUUCGCUUUAUUUUAUUUCAUUUUUUUAUGUAGCAAAUGAGUCAAAUGGCCCUCAAUCAAGUUUGUUGCCCUUCCAGUUGUAUACUACGGCUGACAGUGUCGGACACACAAGUAUUGAUGCAGCUCAGAACUUGCUCAAGAAGAACGUUUUUAUUGCGUAUAUAGUGACACCUAUUGGUCAUAUGUAGUCAUGACAUGUUAUAAAACUUUAAAUGUGUAUUUAUUGUUAUUAUUAACCUUAAUUUUCACCCAGCGUGUUGGUGUGUGUUUAAUAAUAUAUGUUGUGUUUCAACAGAUUUAUAAUUUUAGCAGAUAAAUCAACUACAACAGUUCCCAACGUUAACUCCACAGGCAGCAACAUUUUAAAACGUAAAGGUUUACCAAACAGGACGCCCAGUCAUCCGGACUGUGAUGAAAGUUACGGUGUAUGGGGGGAAAGCAAAAAAAAGUAGGCUUAAAUCUUAAAGAUGACUUGCAAUAUUUAUUUAUACUCUACGCUGUACAUUUGUGCAUUUGUAACAUUUUUUUUUGUCUUGUUGAAAACAAUCUGAGCUAAUUUGUGCUUUAAAUUAUUAUUUUUAAAAUGUAUGCAGAAACCUUGAAAAUUUCUCUUAAUGAAGGAAACACUAUCAUGCUUUUUUUUAAGUACUUAUAUAUGUUUAUGUAUGUGUAAAUAGACAUUCCCUCUAACUCAUGUUGUAAUUUUGUAAUUUAACCCACUACUGUAGUUUGUUUUUGUCACCAUGUAAGUACAUUACAGUUUUUCGUUUGUUUUAAAAUAUGUAUCUAUGUUAGUGUGCUGCAGUGCAAUUGGAAGGAUGCUAACAUAGUUGAUACAAAUUUAACAUUUCAUACAAAGAUUUUUGUAUGAAUUGAAAUGUUAAAUUUGACAUCCAUAAGCUAUUUUUCGCCUUUAAUAAAAGUUAAUUGUGUUGUAUUUAAUAUUGCAUCUGAAAAAACAUGUUUGCAUAGUCUAUAUGUGUUUUUUACUUUUAUUUUUUAACAUUUUCUAUCAUAUUAUGACAUGUUGUAUUACAACAAGGUUAAAAGAAAAAUUAAAAUAAUGACUGGUACAAUGGUUAGAUUUGAGCAUCAACUUGACCUUUUAGAAGUUCAACUCACCGAGGCCAUGUAGUAUUUUAUUUCCCAAGAAACUCUGGAAUCACAGAAAAGCAGUGACAUCACAUGUUAUGUAAAUGUAAAUGCCCAUGCCUCCACUUUGAACAAAGAGUUCUGCAAAUAAAAUAAAUAGUCUACAAAUCCAA
Messenger RNA from Haplochromis burtoni (Burton's mouthbrooder), 3653 nucleotides. Its product is annotated as CASP8 and FADD-like apoptosis regulator. The transcript has 10 exons. The record is from RefSeq and is a predicted model, not a curated record. Gene Ontology annotation, molecular function: cysteine-type endopeptidase activity; protein binding. Gene Ontology annotation, biological process: proteolysis; negative regulation of extrinsic apoptotic signaling pathway via death domain receptors. Bases 298 to 1665 code for a protein of 455 amino acids. Lineage: Eukaryota; Metazoa; Chordata; Actinopteri; Cichliformes; Cichlidae.